Messenger RNA from Theileria parva strain Muguga, 1538 nucleotides. RefSeq names its product Papain family cysteine protease family protein (gene TACP). The coding region runs from base 8 to 1393 and encodes 461 amino acids. The transcript has 2 exons. The record is from RefSeq and is a predicted model, not a curated record. Gene Ontology annotation, molecular function: cysteine-type endopeptidase activity. Gene Ontology annotation, cellular component: lysosome. NCBI's taxonomy places the organism in Eukaryota, Apicomplexa, Aconoidasida, Piroplasmida, Theileriidae.
CUCAACCAUGGCUGAUACAAUCUCUUCCAAACACGAUUUCGAAUCGUCUGGAUUUGAUAAGGGAAUGAAAUUAGGGAGAGAACUCACGGGGGAUGUUGAAUCGUUUCCGUCUAGCCCACGGAAAAUCAAGUUCAGAAGUGUCCUCGUCUCUUUCCUGAUAUUUCUUUUCCUGGCCAUUUCAGCCUCAAUAAUUAUUUAUACAUUUGUUUCCGAGUCACUGUCUGUAACUAACUUCAGCCACAAGCUCUCGGAACAUAUGGAUAAAAAUUACCCUAGAAUGGGAAAGGAACUCAAGGAAUCCUACAGGAAUGAACUCAUCAGACUCUACAAAAACAGGAUCAUUACCAACGACUACGCAUUGGAAUGCGAAACCCUGGUAGAAUUUGAAACAUUCAUGGCCGAAUUCAAAAAAAAAUACGAUCAUGCAGAACGUGCCAGGAGGCACCUUAUCUUCCGUCAAAGAUACUUCGAUAUUAAAAGACAAAAGGGCGAUAAGGGCUACAGGCUGGGGAUCAACAAGUUUACUGACCUCACCGUGGAAGAAAGGCGUUCAGUAUUGUCGGAUUAUCCACCAAUUAAAGUCAGCAUGGACUUAAAUGAUAAAACCGAGCGUAAUCAGUUUAUUGAGAGGCAUAUGUCUGAUCCAAUGUAUCUUGUUAAGCUUAAAAAAGCCAAGAACCUGGACAACAGCAUCUACGACUCCUCCAAAAUUACUUCAGAUGACCUUGACUGGAGACGUGCAGAUGUUGGCACUAGAGUUAAGGAUCAGGGACUCGAUUGCUCCUGCUGCUGGGCCUUUGCUUCAGUCGCAGCUGUGGAGAGCGUCUACCAACUGCUCCAGGAUGACGACCUAGAUUUAAGUGAACAGCACCUCAUCAACUGCGAAAAUAGAUGCUCAGGAUGCAGUGGCGGAUACGUGGACCUUGCACUCGACUACGUUAAGAACAAGGGCCUACCAAAGUCCAGUGCCGUGCCAUACCUCUCCAAGGAAGAAAAGUGUGUGGAGACUGAUAGGGGUGUUUAUUACAUUGACAUGUUCCUAGUCAACAAAGGCAUUGACGUCUUUAACAAAUCGCUUCUCUGGUCACCGACUGUUGUCAACAUUGGUGUUACAGACAGUUUUUUCGACUACAAAAGCGGAAUUUACGACGGAGAAUGCUCCGUCAAUUUAAAUCAUUCAGUGUUGCUUGUCGGCGAAGGCUACGACCCCAAAACUAAGAAGAGAUACUGGGUAAUAAAGAACUCCUGGGGAAGAGAUUGGGGUGAAGACGGUUACAUGAGAUUGGAAAGAACGAUGACAGAAAACGACAAGUGUGGAAUCUUAACCGUCGGAUUAACCCCCUUGUUUAACCACUUUCUCGCAAGUGAAUAUGUGGGCCACUUCGCCAUCUAGUCCCAAGUUUUGAAAACGUGGACUAAUUUGUUCGAUUUAAUUUAUUUUUAAAUCCUUUAAUGUUUUGUUUUGUGUUACAUGUACGCUCGUAAACACACUUAUGCAGUCUCAUUUGCAUUCUUAACCUAACAUUCAGAGGUUAAAA